Molecule: messenger RNA, 405 nt
Organism: Diutina rugosa
Lineage: Eukaryota; Fungi; Ascomycota; Pichiomycetes; Serinales; Debaryomycetaceae
Product: GFA family protein
Exons: 1
Coding region: 1-405 (134 amino acids)
Molecular function (GO): carbon-sulfur lyase activity
Source: RefSeq, a predicted model, not a curated record
AUGCUCCAAGGAACGUGUCUUUGCGGGAUGGUGCUGUUUGCCGCCCAGAACCCGCCCCAGAACCCCACUGUGUGCUUCUGCUCCAACUGCCGGCGCUCUUCCGGCCACUUGGGCCAGCUCGUUGCUCCGUUUGACACUGAAUUUGUCGCCUGGCACGAUACCGGCAAUCAAAUCAAGCGGUACGUGAUGACUAACACCAAGCUGGGCAAGCCUAACGUCAAGCUCUUUUGCGGUAACUGCGGUUCUACUUUAGCGCUGAUCCCUGGUUGCUGGGACGGUAAGAAGACGGAGUUGAGACUCACGCUUGUCGACGAGUUUAAGAAGGACUACUUCCCCGUGAGUAAGUACAUGGAAGAGUCUGAAGCUGACUUUUUGAAUGGUAACCCACCCGUUAACUUUGUCUAG